This is a messenger RNA of Oldenlandia corymbosa var. corymbosa, 831 nucleotides long. NCBI's taxonomy places the organism in Eukaryota, Viridiplantae, Streptophyta, Magnoliopsida, Gentianales, Rubiaceae. The record is from the annotation of a GenBank genome assembly.
AUGGCCUCAAUAUUAUUUCACAUCAUCUUCUUUUGCCUUAUUUUGAGAACCACAACUGCUUCUGGUAGUAGUUUUAACCAAAAUUAUGAGCCUUACUUUGGAUUGGAUCAUUUCAAGCUUAUUCAAGGAGGGCAGGAUGAAGCGCAACUUACACUUGACCAAAAUGGAGGGGCUGGAUUUAGGUCCAAAGCGGAGUAUCAAUCGGGAAGGUUUCAUAUUAGAAUGAAGAUACCCAGACAAAAAACUAGAGGAAUCAUUCCAAACUUCUACCUGAUUUCACGGGAGGAGUCAGGAAUUCAUACCGAACUUGAUUUCGAGUUCUUGGGCACAACUGGAGAUUUGCAAACGAACAUGUUUGCAAAUGAUUUGGGGGGAAGAGAGCAACAUUUCCAUCUCUGGUUUGACCCUUCCGAGGAUUUCCAUUCUUACAGCAUCCUGUGGAAUCAGCAUCAAGUUGUAUUCUUGGUGGACAAUAUUCCAAUUACAGUGUACAAGAACAACUCGGCGAUGGGAGCCAAGUUUCCAUCGGAACCGUUGCAUAUAGAGGCUACGAUAUGGAACGGAACUUGGGUCGGAAAUGUGGAUUGGAGUGUUUCUCCAUUCACUACUUCCUACCGGAAUUUCGAAAUCACCGGCUGCCAAGCUGAUAAUGCCAACCCUGAAAAAUGUGCUUCGCCUGAAUUUAAAUGGAACGCCGAGGAUCAAUGGGAUCUUACGCCACAACAGAAACAAAAACUUGAAAACAUCCGGAAAAAAUACAUGUAUUAUGAUUAUUGCAACCAACCUAAUGCCAAAUCCAAGUAUCCAGAAUGCGCUGUUUCUAGAAGCUAG